Molecule: messenger RNA, 3414 nt
Organism: Panonychus citri (citrus red mite)
Lineage: Eukaryota; Metazoa; Arthropoda; Arachnida; Trombidiformes; Tetranychidae
Gene: Smurf
Product: E3 ubiquitin-protein ligase SMURF2-like
Exons: 5
Coding region: 347-2455 (702 amino acids)
Biological process (GO): negative regulation of BMP signaling pathway; ubiquitin-dependent protein catabolic process
Molecular function (GO): ubiquitin protein ligase activity; protein binding
Source: RefSeq, a predicted model, not a curated record
UCUCCCUUUAAAUUGAUCGAUUUCUUUCCAUCAAAAUCUCUCAAUCAAAUUUAUCUUCUUAAUUCUUAAUUGUUACAAUUAAGAAAAAGAAACGAAAAACUUUCAAACCAUAAAAAGAACAAAAAAAGAAAAUUGGUUUCCUUUUAUUCCGCUUGGAGUGUUACCGACAUUAGAAUUUGUGUUCUCAGUUCUUAGUUGGUUCUCAACUUAAGUGUUUCCUGAAGGCCUUUUGUUUUCUUUGUUGUUACUCCGAAUAAUUAAUUGAUUGUGAUCUUUAAUUUGGUUGCUUAAUUUUAAUUUUCUUUUCGCAUUUUGUCUCUUUGUGCCUGUAUUCUUUAGUUUUACAAUGUCUUUUUUAGGUAAAUUAUUUGGUGGUGGGAAAAGCGAUGGAUCAACUAGCAAACAACAAGAGCAAAAGGUUACACAUUCAACUCAAUGUAAUAGACCAUCAAGUUCAAAUAACAAUGGAAACACAACUUCAAACAAUAAUAACAAUAAUCAUCACCAUCACCAUCACUAUCAUUCACAUCAUAAUCAACAAAAUUUAAGUAAUAAUAAUCGUCAUUUGAAUAACAGUUUGAUGAGUAACAACAUUUUGGUUUCAAGUCCUAAUCAUGCUCAUAACCAAAGCCGUAAUCAAAGUAAUAUUGGUAACAUUGGUGGACAUGGAAAUUUAAGCCAACACAAUAAUAAUCGUAAUGAAAAUUCAAUUAGUGGACGUAAUCAUCAGAGAAGAUCCACUCGACAUCGUCAUUACCUUUCUAGGAAUCAUUUGCAUGCUGCUGUUGCCAAUGUAUCGACAUCACCAUCUUCUUCAUCAAAUAAUCUUCAACCAGUCAACUUGCCACCGACAACAUCGCACUCAACGUCCAAUAAUGCCAACAGUAGCCUUGGUAGUUCAACAUCUACUGUCGGUUUGCCUGAGGGCUACGAGAUGAGAAUCGCACCCAAAGGUCAAGUUUACUUUUAUCAUGUCCCUUCAUCCAAAAGCACUUGGCAUGACCCUCGAGUUCCUCGAGAGCUUCUCUAUCAAAAUCUUGAUUUAGACAAAUUGGUCGGUAAAUUGCCCGAUGGUUGGGAAGUGCGAACCAUAACCUCAGGUGAACGUGAGCGACAAUAUUUUGUCGAUCACAAUAAUAAAACAACUCAAUUUACUGACCCAAGACUCGUUGCCAAUCCUGAUAUACUUAAGAAGAUUCUAAGAGAGCGUCCCAAUCAUUGUUAUGCAAACAUUGAAAAACCUUAUAAACACCAUGGAGUUUUCGAUGGAAUUGACCUCCAUUCGUUUCGAGAAAGUUGUAAAAAGAAAAAUUUGGUCCAAAAAAUGGCCGGACUUAGACAAGAGUUACAAGACUUACUCCCCCAAGCUGGACAUUGUCGACUUGAAGUUUCCAGGAAAGACAUUUUUGAAGAUUCAUAUCGAGCCGUUAUGAAAAUGAAACCUAAAGAUUUAAGGAAACGUUUAAUUGUCAAGUUUAAAGGUGAAGAAGGACUAGAUUAUGGUGGCCUUGCACGGGAAUGGUUAUAUUUAUUGUCGCAUGAAAUGCUGAACCCACAAUAUGGACUUUUUCAGUAUACACGAGAAGAUGUAUACACCUUACAAAUUAAUCGUGAUUCCUCAAUCAACCCGGAUCAUUUGACUUAUUUUCACUUUGUAGGUCGCAUUAUCGGAAUGGCGGUUUUCCAUGGGCAUUAUAUUGACGGUGGAUUUACUUUACCUUUUUACAAAAUGCUUUUAAACAAAUCUAUCAAUCUUGAAGAUAUUCGAGUUGUAGACCCAGAACUUUAUCGAAGUCUCUGCUGGAUGUUAGAGAAUAAUUUAAGUGACGUACUGGACACAACUUUUAGUGUCGAACAUGAUUCUUUUGGUCAUUUGCAAGUGCAUGAAUUAAAACCUAAUGGAAAGGACAUCCCGGUGACGGAAGAAAAUAAACGCGAAUAUGUUAAAUUGUACGUUAAUUAUCGAUUCAGACGAGGAAUCGAACAACAGUUUCAUGCAUUACAAAAAGGUCUCAACGAACUUGUGCCCACAAGUUUACUCCAAGUAUUCGAUGAAAAAGAACUAGAGCUUGUUAUCAGUGGUUUGGGAAACAUUGAUAUCAAUGAUUGGAAAUCAAAUACUAGACUUAAACAUUGUUUACCUGAUACUCCGGUCGUUAAAUGGUUCUGGCAAGCAGUUGAAUCAUAUUCGGAGGAAAGGAGAGCCCGUUUAUUGCAAUUUGUCACUGGAAGUAGUCGAGUGCCCUUACAAGGUUUCAAAGCUCUUCAAGGAUCGACCGGAGCUUCGGGCCCAAGAUUAUUCACAAUCCAUUUAAUAGAAGCGAGUACAGAUAACCUCCCAAAAGCCCAUACCUGUUUUAAUCGUAUCGAUCUACCUCCUUAUGAAACUUAUGACAAAUUGUACGAAAAGUUGACUCAAGCAAUAGAGGAAACCUGUGGAUUUGCCGUUGAAUAAAAAUUGGUCCAUUUUUUUGCCACAAUCUCGACGAAAUGGGACAAAAUUUACCCUUGCAAAGCAAAAAUAUGCCGAUAAUCAAAUCGCUAAUUAUCAAUUGUCGCCAAACUCAAUAUCUUUUAUUCAUAUAAUAUGCCUUCUGUUGUGACUGCCUUGAAAAUUGCAUUUCUCAUUUAUUUCUCAGGUUAUUAUCUCUUAAGAACUGAGAUUUAUCAUCAUCAUCAUCAAGACUGGUGCCUGUUGCAUUCUAAAAAUUAUUAUCAUCAUCCAACUAAUCUUAUAAUCAUCAUCACUCAUGUUAAUCCAUAAAACAUCAUUAUAGUGGUUCCAACAUAAUAUUACAUCAAAAACUUCAACUUUGCUAUGAAAAAAAGAAGUUGAGUUUCAUCCUAAUCUCCUCUGCAUCUUCCUACCUUUUCCUGUUCUGCUAACUAACUCACUUAAAAUUCUUGACUCACUAAACUCAUGACUUAUCCGUAAGACUAAAAGAAAACAAAAAUCUGUGAUGUAUCAUGAUGAUUUUAUCAUUUGAAUUAUUAUCAUUAAUGUUCUGGUUGUUAUAGUAAAUCUAAAAACGUAAACAAACAAAUUCACCUGAAGAUGAUACUUCAGGUCUCUCCCACUCUCAUCCCGAGUUAUAUCUUGAAAAGUAUUACAUCUCCCCCUCCCUCCCUCUCUCUCUCUCUGUCCAAUUAUUUGUACUGAUUAUCACCUCUUUUCCUCUUCAUGUUGAAACUUCAUUUAUAAUUGUUCAUAAACAUCUCAAUUGUAAUUACAAAGUAAUCUUAAUUUUGGCGAAGCUGAAACAAAAACUGAUUAAUUGAAUGUUUCUCAGCAUCAACCAAUAUCAAAUGAUCAAUAAUUCAAAACAAUUGAUCCUCAAUCAAUAUAAAUUACCAAUGGUUACCAUGGAUUCUACUUUUUAAAUUACAAACAAAUAAAUCACCUCAAGUAAAUUA